GCAGCCAGACCCACAGGGUGCCUAGGCUGACGGUGCGAAGGGACAUUGCAGACGGGAGGGGGCGUGGCCUCUGGCGGCGCUGAUUUGCCGGUGGUGGGCGCGGUCAAACAGCACCAGGCUAUACAUUGUGGGGGGGGCGUAGAGGCGCGACAGCCCAAACCCGAGGCAGGCGCAGGACCGGUGCCGGGUAGCCGCGGAGCGCUCAGUUGCGCGUUCUCAGCCCGGCGGAGCCAUGUCUGAUCCAGCUCAGCAAUCUGCUCCUGGGCCCCCAGAAAGGGGUACUCUUGGUGGGGGUCCCCCUGGGCCUUCCCCCAACAUGACUAGUAACCUUCGGCUGCAGCAGUCCCAGGCCCAGAUGGAGGAGGUGGUGAGCAUAAUGAGUGUGAAUGUGGAGAAAGUACUGGAUCGAGACAUAAAGCUGACCGAGAUGGAUGGCAAGGCAGAGGCACUUGAGGCUGGUGCCUCAAUAUUUAAAACUAGUGCAGGAAAGCUAAAGAGGAAGUACUGGUGGAAGAACUGUAAGAUGAUGAUCAUGCUUGGAGUGAUCUGUGCCAUUGUGAUGGUGGCUAUUGUACUUUACUUCUGUACUUGAGAACGUGGCCCCUCAGUCUGCAGUCCACCUUCCCCUCUUCCUGUCUCCUUCCUUGCCCAUGCUCCCCGCUCCAUGUGGCUGCUUCAUCUUCAGUUCUUUUGUUGGUUUUGUUUUGUCUUCUGUGUAAGAUUCUGAAGCAACUCUCCUGGACCUAGGUUUAGCCCCUUCAAAACCUGCUGCAGCCCCAGGGAGGGCCAGCUCGUUUAGGGGGGAAGGGGAAGAUGUUGCUCCCAUUCUUAUGUUUAAGGGUAAUUUUUUUUUUUUUAAUCUGAAUUUGAGUGAGGCAUGGCUUAAAUGUCACCUUCAUCACAGCUGUACCUAAAGGGUGUACUUCAGCAAUGUGAGUUUCCUCAAAGCAGUUCCCUGGCUGUGAUGGGCCUAGAGAGCAGGAGGAGGACUCCAAUGUGACAUUGAUUAGAGUAGUGCCUCAACUUGGAGGAGAGCAUCUGGCCUCAGCUCUUGUGGAGUUUCCCUUUAACUGCUGAAGUCUAAACUAGUUAAUGGUGGUCACUUAGCCUUCAGCUCCCCACAAAUAGUGACGGGUUGUGCCUUGCUCAUGAUGUGGCAGCUCAGCUUCAUAGGAAUGCAACAGGAAGGGUUGGUGAUCCUUUCCUACACUGAAAGGACAAUAGCAAUGGUUAUAUCGGGGGUUGGUAUUCCUGUAACUGGUACAGACUUGUCAGGAUGUCACCCUGGUUAGCUACUGGCAUGCCCCUUACUCUGAGGAAGUCCAGGGUGUGGAGGGAACAGGACUGGUAGAGGGAGUGAAAAGGAAUUCUGGAUUUUUCUUGCUUCAUCAAGCUGUGUGCCUCUUUCUGUUGCAUGAAGGGAGACAUGGGUUGGGGGGGUCCCAGGUGUGGGGAGUCUCUGUUGCUUAAAUAGUCAGCUGGGCAACUGCAUCCUGUAUGUAUUUCUGGGCAAGUCCCCAUCUUCUGCUCUGUUCUUUCUCCAAAGCCUCAUUCUCUCAAGGAGUUACCAAAAAAAUGGUAGUAAAGUAGAGUUCUGCUGUGAGAGAGAGUUCAAGACAUUUUUCCAAAGCUGUCUAUUAGGCAACUCUUGGAUCUCAGCAAAUCUGCCUGGUUCACAAGCUUAAAACUCUCUCUGUUAAUGCUACAAAUUCUAGUUUAGACUUUUGAGUCCAGACUGGGCUCUCUCCAAGGUUUCUGUUAUCUAGUCCAGCUCUGGGAGGGUGGGGAGUUGAGAGCACAUGAAACUGUAUAACCUUCUGUGGGUAAGUCACUUCUCUUGUGUCUCCAUUUUCCCCAUCUGUGAAAAGAGCUACACAGCUCCUCUGAGUCCUUGAAGUGUUGUGGUGAAUUCUGUGGAUGAAAUGAGCUGCACAGUUUGUGCAAGUCCCUACAGAACCUCUUGUGAGUAUUUUGUUCUCAAACAGAACCACUGAAGGAAGAGUGUAGGGAGAGGGAGCAAUGCUCCCUGUAUCCUGCACCAAAAGGAAGGCUUCCUCAAUUCAGGGAGCCCUGGCUAUGAAUUAGAAUGCACUGGGACUUGUGUGCAGGGGCCAGUGAUGCUGGGAAGAGGGAUGCCAUCUGUGGGGCUUCAUGAGUGUAAGGUAGAUGGAAUGCUGGUAAAGGAAGAAAAGACUCUGUUGCGAUAGGACAUUCUGGGAAGGGUAUGGGUUUUGCUUGCUUACCUCCAUGAACCAGCAUUUCAUUUGCGCUGAGUCCAUAUCCCUGUAAUUCCCCCAUCCCUCCCCAUCUUGGGGAGGGCAAAACUGAAGAUCUGGAGUGAAGUGGUCCUUGUUAUCUGAGUGCUUCCCACUAUCCUCUGUUGAAUUGAGCUGUGGAGAUUGAUGAACAGAAGUACAUCUGCCGAAGAGGAGAUAGGGCCUAAUUGUGCUGAUGCCAUAAUUUGGGAGGAGGGCAAGCAAGAUGAUGCAGGGCUCCCAAGCCAGCAGGUAUUGCUCAAACUUUCCUGGACAAGCCCUCCCCAUCCCUCCUGUUCCUCUGGCACUGAGGCCUCUGGGCUGUUUCUUCCAUUUAUCUUUCUGUUGUGUUUUUUUUGUGCCCCUCUUUCUGGUUCUUCGUGUGUGGGCAAAAAAUAUUCCCCCAUCCCUGUUUUUCUGAGCCCAAAGCAAGGAACUUCCUUCCCUGUCCAUAUGGCUUCAGUGGGUGUUUCACGUGUGUGACUUGUGACUUUUCUCUAUAAACGCAACUGUAACCUUCUCCUUGGGCAUAUAUAGCACCCAGCUGAUGUACUUUGAACUCUCUCUGCUAAUAAACACAGUUCU
This is a messenger RNA of Mauremys reevesii (Reeves's turtle), 2840 nucleotides long. RefSeq names its product vesicle associated membrane protein 1 (gene VAMP1). The transcript is spliced from 5 exons. Bases 233 to 592 code for a protein of 119 amino acids. Gene Ontology annotation, cellular component: SNARE complex; plasma membrane. Gene Ontology annotation, molecular function: syntaxin binding; SNAP receptor activity. The record is from RefSeq and is a predicted model, not a curated record. Lineage: Eukaryota; Metazoa; Chordata; Testudines; Geoemydidae. Gene Ontology annotation, biological process: vesicle-mediated transport; vesicle fusion; SNARE complex assembly.